CUGAGGAUCAAUUCCUUCCCCAAAGGAACCUGUCCUGUUACUUUGGCAAGUGGCUCCUCCUUUCUCAACAUCCCAAAGAGUGUAACUGAGCCCCGCAACGUGAGGAGUUACUGUGUGUGUUUCUCAAUCCACACCUGAGCAAGUGACUUCAUUCCUUUCUGACAGCACCCAGUAUCCACCACUGAUUCCAAUCUGGCUCUGUCACUUGUAAUUAGGCAGUUUGUUUCUGCAUUGUCUGUCAUUCUCACAUGCUCUUAUAAUGAUGUAUUGUGUGUCAGUGGGUACCAAGAGCCUUCAGCUCUUACUGAGCUGCGUGGAUAUUUAUGAAGGCACCUACCUGGUUUGCAACACGAGGUUCUGAGGCUAAAAUCCACUGGGAUCUUUAAGACCUAAGGCAUCAAAGUCAUAGAAGGUGGAUGUUUGCGUUGGGAACUGCAGAUCACUUGGUCCCAAGGUGGGCACUGGAGGUUGAUCAGAGCGAUCCCACUGCACUGGCUUCUCUCCCCAAAUGAAGGCAGGGGGUGGGCGCUGCCGGGCACUCCCAGCUCCUCGCCGUAAACCGAUUCCUCUCCUGCCCUGGGGCCAAGCCCUGCGCUCCUAACGGAUAAAAGGGGAAGCGGCCGCAGCAGCCGCUCACUCCCUGCGCUCCCGGAGCCUCCAGGCAUUGGGUCCCAUCAUGUCCCGCUCCGUGAGCUUCAGCUCCCGUUCCGCCGCCGGCCCCGGCAUCAGCCAGGUGCGGGUCAGCACCGUCUCGUCCACCCGUGGGCUCGGGGGUGGCUCCGGCUUCAGCCGGGCCGGGGGCUUCGGCAGCUCCAGCCUCUACAGCCUGGGCUCCGGCAGCAAGCGGGUGUCCGUCGGGGGGAGCAGCUCCUACAGCGUCCGCUCUGGAUACGGCUAUGGGGGCAUGGGGCUCGGUGCGGUGCCCGGCACCGGCAGCAUCCAGGAGGUCACCAUCAACCAGAACCUCCUGACGCCCCUGAACCUGGAGAUCGACCCCAACAUCCAGCGGGUGCGCAAGGAGGAGAAGGAGCAGAUCAAGACCCUCAACAACAGAUUCGCCUCCUUCAUUGAUAAGGUCCGUUUCCUGGAGCAGCAGAACAAGAUGCUGGAGACCAAAUGGAGCCUCCUCCAGGACCAGAAAACCACCCGCAGUAACAUUGCUCCCAUGUUUGAGACGUACAUCAGCAACCUGCGGCGGCAGCUCGAUGGGCUCUUGAACGACAAGGGGCGUUUGGAGGGCGAGCUCAAGAACAUGCAGGAUCUGGUUGAGGAUUUCAAGACCAAGUAUGAAGAUGAGAUCAACAAGCGCACGGCAGCAGAGAAUGAGUUUGUGGUGCUCAAGAAGGACGUGGAUGCUGCCUACAUGAACAAAGUGGAGCUGGAGGCCAAGGUGGAUGCGCUCACGGAUGAGAUUAACUUCCUGAGGUCUCUCUAUGAAGCGGAACUUCAAGAGCUUCAAGCCAAGAUCUCUGACACCUCAGUGGUGCUGUCUAUGGAUAACAGCCGAAACCUGGACCUGGACAGCAUCAUUGCAGAGGUCAAAGCACAGUAUGAGGAGAUUGCCAACCGGAGCCGGGCGGAGGCUGAGUCCUGGUACCAGAGCAAGUAUGAGGCCCUGCAGGUCACCGCAGGGAAGCACGGGGAUGAUCUGCGCAACACCAAGAACGAGAUCGUGGAGAUCAACCGUGUGAUCCAGAGGCUGCAGGGGGAGAUUGAAAACGCAAAGGCCCAGCGUGCCAAGCUGGAGGCAGCCAUCGCUGAGGCUGAGGAACGUGGGGAGCUGGCCCUCAAGGAUGCCAGGGCCAAGCUGGAGGAGCUGGAGGCAGCUCUGCAGAAGGCCAAGCAGGACAUGGCCAGGCAGCUCCGUGAGUACCAGGAGCUCAUGAACGUCAAGCUGGCCCUGGACAUUGAGAUCGCGACCUACAGGAAGCUGCUGGAGGGAGAGGAGAGCAGGUUGGCUGGUGAUGGAGUUGGCAGCGUCAACAUCUCCGUGGUCAGCUCCAGCGGCGGAGGUGGCUUUGCCAGGUCCAGUGGAUUGCUGGGAGGAGGCCUCAGCCUGGGCUCAGGAAUGGGCAGCGGAGCACUCGGCUUCUCCUCCGGGGGUGCCACCAAGUCCUACACGGUCACCACCACCUCAUCCAGCAGGAGAAGCUUCAGGAAGUAACUCUCGGAUGGGAGAGCAGCAGUACCCGUUACAUGGGAGGGGGAAACCAUAGAGAGCAAAGUCUUUGUUGCCUUCCUAGGACAAACUGGCUGCACAAUUUGGGCAGUGGUGAAGGAAUUGGGGUGAGAAACAGCAGUGCCUGCCCCGGCCACAUCACCCCAGGCUUGAUCCUGCACUCCUGAACGUGGUGGGAACCAUUGCACAGAGAGCAGGUUCAAGCCUGGAGGGUGAAAUCCAUCUGGUGAAGCAGGUGGGAUAAUACAUUUGUUACUUGUGUGCUUGGUACCCCCUGCUCAGGGCUGGAUUUCACCCUUGGAAUGGCAAAGCAACCAUUUGAGUGGCAAGGAAUUCCACGCUUGUGCUGUGGGUUUGGAAGAGACACCAGGAGAUUAUCUGCCUUGGAUUGGGAUGGGGAAGAUUUCAUUCCCUUGGGCUCCUCAGAACAGGUCAACCCUUGCUGGGAUUGCAGCCUGGGUUGGUUUUGGUAACGUUUACCAAAACCUUUGGGGUUCUCUUGGCUCAGAAAUGGGGCUCUGUGAUUCUCCCCUGCCUGAAGCUGCUUUCUCACCGAAGGCAAUGCAGGCAGAUUACUUUCAGGCUCUUUAUAGCCAAGUAACUCCUAAACAAGCUCCUCACCCCAUUCCCUCUUCUUAAAAGAAGCCCAAAGCUUAAGGGAUAUGAAGUGAAACAUUCCCCAUCUCCGAAUGUCUCUUUUACCACCCUGUCUUUCAAAGUGAUAUCAGGUGUCUAUUACAGGUAGGGAAGAGCGUGAUUUGUUGAUGCAUCAUUCCAAUAGUUCCUUGUUCCUGCCCAAAUGUGCCUUCAGCUGACCUGUGCCAGGUUCUUACUGCAGUAGGAAUGAUUCUUGGAUAAAUAGCUCACAGAAGCUGCACAGAAUCGUUGCAUUUCAUGCUCAGCCAUGUCCUAGCAGGGCAUCUUUGGUUGCUGUUUUAAGCCUUUGUGGUCUGGGAGUUUGUCAUGAGGCUGUUAAUAAAGUUUCCCUAUUGCAUGCUG
Melopsittacus undulatus (budgerigar) is the source of this 3178-nucleotide messenger RNA. Its product is annotated as keratin, type II cytoskeletal cochleal. Gene Ontology annotation, biological process: intermediate filament organization; keratinization. The record is from RefSeq and is a predicted model, not a curated record. Bases 677 to 2164 code for a protein of 495 amino acids. NCBI's taxonomy places the organism in Eukaryota, Metazoa, Chordata, Aves, Psittaciformes, Psittaculidae. Gene Ontology annotation, cellular component: keratin filament. The transcript has 10 exons. Gene Ontology annotation, molecular function: structural constituent of skin epidermis.